This is a messenger RNA of Cryptococcus amylolentus CBS 6039, 1144 nucleotides long. RefSeq lists its product as hypothetical. The coding region runs from base 12 to 689 and encodes 225 amino acids. The transcript is spliced from 5 exons. NCBI's taxonomy places the organism in Eukaryota, Fungi, Basidiomycota, Tremellomycetes, Tremellales, Cryptococcaceae. The record is from RefSeq and is a predicted model, not a curated record. Gene Ontology annotation, cellular component: mitochondrion.
CUCGCACCGAAAUGGCCUCCCUUCUCUCCCUGCCCAUCGCAAACAGGUCGGCCGCAAGAACCGCGCUGUCUCUGACACAUACCGCUCGUCGCACGUCCUCGCCCCCACUCCAGCACCUUCGCCCCUUCGGAGCCUCGCCCCGGAGAUCUCUAUCACAUUUCGAUACCUAUCUGUUUGUGGAAAAACUCGAAAAGAAUGGCAUGACAAGGGAGUCAGCGGAGGGAGUGAUGAGUGUUUUGGCGGAGGUGAUCGAGGAGAGCAUAAAGGGGAUGGAAGCGAGCUUGGUCAGCAAAGCUGAACAGGAGAAGCAACGGUACACGGAGAAAGUCGACUUUGCCAGACUCAAGUCCGAGCUUCAGCUACAUGAGAAGAACGACCUUACUCUGAUGAAGGCCGAGAACGACCGCUUGAUGGCGGAUGUCGAGAAACUCAAGCAACGUCUUCGUGAGGAAGUUACUCGGACGCAAGCAGGCGUCCGCCUGGAUCUCAAUCUGGAGAAGGGCAGAAUAAGAGAUGAGAGUAGUCAGCAAGAGCUAAAGAUCAAAGAGGUGGACACGAGGAUCGAGAGUGAGAUAGCUGGUCUGCGAACACAGAUCGAGCAAGCAAAGUUUAGUAUUCUGCAGUACUUGGUUGGUGUCGCCACUGGUUCCGGAGCUCUUCUACUUGCGUACAUGAGGAUGAUGAUGUAGCGCUAAAGUGUCAAGAAUCACUGUUGUAUACCGAUACCUCGGCUUUGUACCAUAUGGACACAUGCAUCUCUGCUAUGUCAAGCAUCCCUACGAAGGAGACUCGCCGAUACGGUGGAGGCUCUGAUAUCUGGGAGUCUACCUUCCUUCCGUGUACGCCUCAUAAAAUGACCCAGCUCGCCUUCUCUCCCCACACCACUUAUUGUCACACGUAGUAAUUCCCUGAAGUGGCAUUGGCGCUGAGUUGUGUGUGGAUGGUUGAAGCACGCGCGGUGUACAUACUCAAUUCAAAUCUCGUUAUCUACUCUUUCCUCAUGCGAUAAUACCGAAAAGGUCUUUCCCCUCCAAAAUCACCUUUUCCAGUCCCUUCCCUGCUGCGUCCCAGCUAGGUUGUGACACUUAUAGUCUUCCGUCACUAUCCAUCUACCUUCUGCAACUGAAUGGACUUUCGUUGGGCG